Messenger RNA from Nelumbo nucifera (sacred lotus), 1001 nucleotides. RefSeq lists its product as uncharacterized. Lineage: Eukaryota; Viridiplantae; Streptophyta; Magnoliopsida; Proteales; Nelumbonaceae. The record is from RefSeq and is a predicted model, not a curated record.
UGUUCCACUACGUGGGGUAGGGUUCAAUUCAACAUUAUCUGAACCGAACGAUCUAAUCUAAAUCAGGGGUCGAGAACACGGAAAAAGAUACAACAACCGCCCCAAAUAGGGACACGUAUCGUUAUGGUGAAGAGCACGAGAAUGUGGCAGAAUGUUCUAGCGACAGGUCGUACACAGUACGACCAUCUCUAUCCAGUGUAUCCAGCAAUCCAGAAUCGAGCUCUGCUCUGAAAGUCUGAAUCUCACUAUAAAUCGUCUUCAGCCAGUAGCGCAAUCUCAAUGUCUACGUGACGUGAGCUACUGGUUGGGUUCAGACGUUCUGUGCUAAUUUUCAGACAGUUGCAACUUCAAAUCCAGCAAUGGCGAGUAACAAACACUCUUCUUCAACGCUGGAAGGGAACUACCAGAAGGAGACGGUGUCGUUCAGGCUGGUGAGCAGAGACGAAGAGGGGAAGAAGAGGGUGGAGAAGGCGGAGGUGAACACCAGCAACCCCGAAACCCUCAAGUACAUAGAGAAGAAGCUCCGGGAUAAGGGUGUGCAGCGCAUGGAUCGACGCCCUGUGGACGGCAAUGCGCUUCAUCAUACCCCUCCCAAGUCCGGCCACGGCGGCAAGUUUACCUGGGAGGGCUCCGGUGAUAUUGCUGACACCGAGCUCUCGCCUGUACCGCCGGCGAUCGACGAGGGGGAUCCGAACUAUGUCGACGAGGAGGUAGAGGAGCGCAUCUUGAAGGGUGAGGAGCCUGAUGUUGAUGGUCUGGUUGUGGGUGAGGUGGAGGUAGCCAAGGCUGCUGGGGAUAGGGUGGGAUUGGCCAGGGUUGAGGUUGAGCCUGCUCUUCUGGCUUAAAUCUGUCAUCCUUUUUUCCUUCUGUGAUUUCUGUGGCCGAGUCUUUUCUUCUUCCUGUUUUUGUUUUGUGUUUUUACAUCAAGGAUCCAAGGAUCCCCCUGUGUAUAUGUAUGGACUAAGAAAACAGAGAAAAGGAAUUAGUUUGAUCUAAAUUAA